Molecule: messenger RNA, 600 nt
Organism: Eremothecium gossypii ATCC 10895
Lineage: Eukaryota; Fungi; Ascomycota; Saccharomycetes; Saccharomycetales; Saccharomycetaceae
Gene: MAD2
Product: spindle checkpoint protein MAD2
Exons: 1
Coding region: 1-600 (199 amino acids)
Biological process (GO): mitotic spindle assembly checkpoint signaling
Cellular component (GO): cytoplasm; nucleoplasm; kinetochore
Source: RefSeq, marked provisional
AUGUCAAGACCUAUUUCGCUAAAGGGCUCAACACGUAUGGUAACGGAAUUCUUCGAGUAUAGCAUAAACUCUAUCCUCUACCAAAGGGCUGUGUACCCCCCCGAGGAUUUCACAACAGUUAAGAAGUACGACCUGAAUCUGCUCAAGACGCAUGAUGAAGAAUUAAAGGAAUAUAUACGUAAAAUCCUGCUCCAGGUGCAUCGGUGGCUGCUCGGAGGGAAAUGCAAUAAACUGGUGCUGGUGAUUCUAGAUAAGGACGAGGGCGAGGUGCUGGAAAGAUGGGAAUUCAAUGUGCAGCGGAGCGAGCGGGCACCGCAGGAGGCUGCGCUCGAGUCCGCAGACCUGGAGGAGACGCAGAAGCAAAUUCGGGCGUUGAUACGGCAAAUCACGGCGAGCGUGACGUUUCUGCCGGAGCUGGCGAACGAGGGGAACUACACGUUCAACGUACUGGCAUACACGGACGCGAACGCGAACGUGCCGAUGGAGUGGGUGGACUCGGACGCACGCGACAUCGACAACGCGGAGGUGGUCCAGUUCCGCAACUUCAACACCGGCGACCACAGCGUGAAUGCGCAAGUCAGUUAUAGAUUCAACGGCUAA